Bactrocera tryoni is the source of this 2552-nucleotide messenger RNA. RefSeq names its product protein drumstick (gene drm). Gene Ontology annotation, molecular function: RNA polymerase II transcription regulatory region sequence-specific DNA binding; DNA-binding transcription factor activity, RNA polymerase II-specific. NCBI's taxonomy places the organism in Eukaryota, Metazoa, Arthropoda, Insecta, Diptera, Tephritidae. The transcript is spliced from 4 exons. The record is from RefSeq and is a predicted model, not a curated record. The coding region runs from base 1346 to 1591 and encodes 81 amino acids. Gene Ontology annotation, biological process: embryo development; embryonic pattern specification; regulation of transcription by RNA polymerase II. Gene Ontology annotation, cellular component: nucleus.
GUUUAUUUUCGUCUCGCAGUUAGUCAAAUUGCAUCGUCGUACGCGUACAUACAAUAAACGCAUACGCGUAGAUACAUAUACAACAUAAAUUCAUAAAUUCAUCUGUGCAUACUCCACCAAAGUGUUAACUAGUUUGCAACUUUAAGUUGAAUCGCCUUGUACUUAUUUUACAAAGUAUAUUUUUGUACAUUUGAACGCGUUUAUCGUUAUUGUGCUUGUGAUUUUGGAGAACUGCACGUUUGAUUGAGCAACACUUUUCACUGGAUUUCCGUCAUAAAAGAAUCAGCCCACCAACGCCAACGAAAACGCCUACACACAACCACACACACACUACACCAACAGCAACAGCAACAGUCGCAUGCACGAGUAGUGGUUAAAACGCUUAGUAGUGUGCGUGAAAAGCAACAGCAACAACAAAGUUUAAACAUUAUUAUACAACGUAAGCGAAGGUGUUGGACAAACAGCUGAAAAACACUAAUAACAGCGCGCCAACAAAUAUUAACGACAGCGUUCAUCAUAAAAAGUAGCAACAAAAGUGUGUAAACAACUACUUAAACAGCCAACGAAACAACUACAAAUUAAGUGCGCACACAGCACACACACACGUCUGGCCGCUGAGAAAUAAAGUGUCAAAGCGAAGCGAUUUAAAUCACUUCGCCGCCACCAACGCACCAACACACACAAACAACAUAUCCACAGCGAACACACAAACGAACAGCGCGACAUCGCCUUCGUUGAAAAGCGUUUCGCACACAGUCCACCCUCCGCGCUAGGAAAACGCCCAGCGUUAGUACUGUUAUCGGCCGCAAUUGCACGCACACAGCGACAGCGCGCAGCACCAAUACGAGUGCACCAAAAGCAGCCGACACCUUUACAGCGAGUGACACCAACACACUGCACCGCUGCCCGCCUAGAUAACUAAUACGCUCGUAAUUAACGCGCACUCAGCCAGCAGUCAGCGCGCCGCACGUCGUGCUAUCAGUUGAUUUGUUCGUUUAAGCACCGCGCGUCAUACGUCGCACGCCGCGCAACGUCGACUACUCGUCUUGUAGUCUCUCCAGCAAAUAGCGAGUGCAACAUUGACUCCCCCGCCUUGGGGUUAAUAACGGUGUUAUUCACUACUUGUUUUAAUUAUUGCCAGCGCAGAGUGAGCUUGCGCUUUGUCUAAGCGUUCAAGUAGCCAUAACGGUUCCAUUGGGGAGCGCGAGCGUAAUUAGAAAGUCGAGUGCACACAUACACACGCGCACGCGCUUAGCUGAAAUAAAACGACACAUAGGCACACACACACAAGUGCAGCAGCAGCAGCAAUAGCAAUAGCAACAGCAAAGCCAAAAGCAACGACAAAAUGUUCGCUGUAAUGAGAAUCGACAACGAUGACUGCCGGUCGGAUUUCCGCCGCAAGAUGCGUCCAAAGUGUGAGUUCAUUUGCAAGUACUGCCAGCGGCGUUUCACCAAACCCUACAAUCUGAUGAUUCACGAGCGCACCCACAAAUCACCCGAGAUAACGUACUCCUGCGAGGUCUGCGGCAAAUACUUCAAGCAACGCGACAACCUGCGUCAACACAGAUGUAGUCAAUGUGUAUGGCGAUAAACAGCAAACGCCAGCGCAAACUUAAGCACUUCUUCUCUCAUGCACUUAAAUUAAAAACGCUAAAGCGAAAAAGCAAAAACAUCAAACAAAAUAUAAAUAUGACAUACCUACAUACAUAUAUAAAUCACCUAAAACCCAGCUAUAUAAAGCAAGCACAAAUGUUGCACACACGCACGCAUGCACAUAUGCUCUUACCACCACUUGCACUUUGCACGCAAACAAACAGAAACAACAGCAACAAUAAUUUGGCAAAAUAUUUAAAUAAGUAAUAAUAAAGUAAAGCGGACUGCAAACCUGGCAAACGCUCUUGGCGCGGCGCUGCAACCGAUCUCCAUGUGGUGGCGCAUGGCCUCGGCCUCCGCGGUGGUGUAUGGGGUUUUUGGUGGCUUGGAAAUGUUUGAAUUGAACUUGUGGUGUUUGGUGUUAUUGACGGCGGCAGAUUAAGUGAAGCUUCCCUUUACGGAUCAUCAAAGAAAGUAAACCUGUAAAUACAUACAUGCAUACAUAUAAGCGGCCGCCUGCGCGUCAGUCAAUUUCCCACAGUUUCUGGCAGUUUGAAGUAUGCACAUGGAUACUUGCGGACGCAUGUACUAAACAAGCCAACAAAGCUCGCGAAAAAUCCAAGCAAACAACAUAUAUAUGUAUGUAACAAAGCAAUGCUUCAACUAAUUACCCAACUGGAAUAACAGUAGAUAAAUAAGUACAUAUGUACAACAACAGCAAUCAAGAUCCACAUAGAUCCACCCAAGAGCCUUCGACGUAAGCCAAUAGUACCACAACUGCUUUCGAUGCAAUUAACUUCGCUUAAUAACAACAACAACCACAAUAUCACCCUCGACAUCGACUUCAACUGCGACGCUGUCCCGAAAGCGCAAUCAAGCGACGACUUUUUGCGUUUUUUAACUUCAGCGCCACGCAGCGCGUCCAAAAGCCAGCGUCGAACGAAGAAGCAGCAGCAAAG